Pseudogymnoascus verrucosus is the source of this 724-nucleotide messenger RNA. RefSeq lists its product as uncharacterized. The coding region runs from base 80 to 724 and encodes 214 amino acids. Gene Ontology annotation, cellular component: mitochondrion. The record is from RefSeq and is a predicted model, not a curated record. NCBI's taxonomy places the organism in Eukaryota, Fungi, Ascomycota, Leotiomycetes, Thelebolales, Thelebolaceae. The transcript has 2 exons.
CGACAACACACCUCGAGCUCAAUCGCAGCGUCCACAACCACAGACAAAACCCACGGCCACACCGCCAACCAAACACAAAAUGUUCGCCCGACCCGCCCACCGCGCAACAACCUCCCUCCUCACCACCACCACGAAACCCUCCCUCACCCGCGCCCUACACGCCCGCAUUCCCCAGCAGCCAAUCCCAGAACCCACCCCCUUCGUCCCCGACGCGCCGACAUUCCUCUCUCUCAUCGGACGAAACCUCUCCCAACACGCCUCCAAAAUCCCGACGUGGGAAUCGCUCUUCCGCCUCACCUCGCCGCAGCUGCGUGACCUAGGCGUCGAGCCCGCGCGCGCGCGCCGAUACCUGUUAGCGUGGCGCGAGCGCUUCCGGAGGGGGGAGUACGGGCCGGGUGGCGAUGCGAAGGUGGUAGAGGAUGGGAUUGCGAGGUUGAGAGUUGUGGAGGUUGAAGGGGGCCCAGCAGUCGGUACGGCGACGCGGACGGCGGGGAUGAAGAGGGUGGCUGUUAAUGGCGGGGAGGAGAUUAAGGGGGUUAGAGUUCGGGGGGCGCAGAGGGUGGUGGGAAGUCAUGUCUUGCCGGUUAAGGGGGGGGCGCAGAUUAAGGCCGCGGAGGGGUUGUGGGAGAUUAGGAGGGGGAGGAAGAUUGAUGGCGGGGAGAGGAGGAGGGCGGAGGUUAGGUCGAAGAGGAGGGCGGCGGAGAGGAAGGAUGCGAGGAAGUAG